This is a messenger RNA of Alligator mississippiensis (American alligator), 1606 nucleotides long. It is a transcript of the gene CBLN1, whose product is annotated as cerebellin 1 precursor. Gene Ontology annotation, molecular function: protein binding. Gene Ontology annotation, cellular component: synaptic cleft; glutamatergic synapse. The transcript is spliced from 3 exons. The coding region runs from base 271 to 849 and encodes 192 amino acids. The record is from RefSeq and is a predicted model, not a curated record. Lineage: Eukaryota; Metazoa; Chordata; Crocodylia; Alligatoridae.
GGCCACAGCCUGCACCGGGGCGGCGGCGGCGCGGGCGGCCGUGCUGUGCCGCGCUAUGUCUGCGAGCGCUGCCGCGCCUGGGCACGGGCCGCUUCCCGCACGUCGGGGGGCCUCGCGCCGCGCUCCCAAAUAGGAGCCCGAGCCGAGCCCGAGCGCAGCGCAGCCGCAGCCGCAGCCGGAGCCGCAGCCGCAGCCGCAGCCGGAGCCGGAGCCGGAGCCCCCGCCCAGGACGCUGGCUCUGCGGGGCAGGUAGAGCCGGGCGGCGCAGCGAUGCGGGCGCUGGAGCUGGUGGUGCUGGGCGUGGCGUGGCUGGCGGGGCUGGCGCGCGGGCAGAACGAGACGGAGCCCAUCGUGCUGGAGGGCAAGUGCCUGGUGGUGUGCGACUCCAACCCCACCUCCGACCCCACCGGCACUGCGCUCGGCAUCUCCGUGCGCUCGGGCAGCGCCAAGGUGGCCUUCUCGGCCAUCCGCAGCACCAACCACGAGCCCUCCGAGAUGAGCAACCGCACCAUGAUCAUCUACUUCGACCAGGUACUAGUGAAUGUCGGCAGCAACUUCGACUCGGAGCGGAGCACGUUCAUCGCGCCGCGGAAGGGGAUUUACAGCUUUAACUUUCACGUGGUGAAGGUCUACAACCGGCAAACCAUCCAGGUGAGUUUGAUGCUAAAUGGGUGGCCAGUGAUUUCUGCCUUUGCAGGGGACCAGGAUGUGACCCGAGAAGCUGCCAGCAAUGGAGUCCUGAUUCAAAUGGAGAAAGGCGACAGAGCUUAUCUAAAACUGGAGAGGGGAAACUUGAUGGGCGGCUGGAAGUACUCGACAUUCUCUGGAUUUCUAGUAUUCCCCCUUUAAACGACGGAUCCCCCGAAGCGAGAGCGCGGGCAGCGAGCCAGAGCAAUUUCUUACACGUCCCCCAAUUGUAGCUGGGUGUAAAGAGCCUUGGAAAGCAAACUUUGUACGGUCAAAUAGGAAAGAGGCUAAAUCCUGCUUAGGUUUGUGUCCAUCUGCUUUGAAGAAUUCUUUUUUGUUGUCGUGGUUGCAGCCGACAGACAGGAGACGCUGCAAUCGCUCCCACCGCCGUGUCCGCCUCUUUCUCCCCCACAUCAAUUCAGCUGAACGUGGCCCUCGUGCCCUCGCCACCUCCCCCCGGUUCUCCAGGCCGCUUCUACCUUCAGUAUUUGCAUUGUCCCUCACCACGUUUUGUGGGUUUGUUUUUAAAACAUGUCAUUCUCGACUCUUCCUCUGAGUUUAAAAAAAAAAGCGAAAAAAAAAACCAAACAAAAAACAAAAAAAGAAGUAUUUUUUUGAAUCCGUGGGUGCCACGACGAGAGAGAAAAUGCAAAUCUUGCUGUAACCUGGCUGACAAACGUAAACCGAAGAACUAUUCCCAGCCAAGGCUGACUAGAGUACUUAAAUAUUUCUAUGUAAUUCUGAGUGAUUGUGAAAUUUAAGGCUGCUAAAUGUUUUGAUGCUUGUUUUGCUCUUGUACAAUGUGGCCCGACUAAACGCCAGGAAGUAUAUUGAACUUUUACUAUUACUCUGUAAUAUAUGUGUGAAUAUCGGAAAUUAAUUUUUGCUUUAAUUGAAUAAAGUUUAAAUGGGACUUUUA